Messenger RNA from Cicer arietinum (chickpea), 1440 nucleotides. RefSeq names its product probable xyloglucan endotransglucosylase/hydrolase protein 32. The record is from RefSeq and is a predicted model, not a curated record. Gene Ontology annotation, molecular function: xyloglucan:xyloglucosyl transferase activity; hydrolase activity, hydrolyzing O-glycosyl compounds. Lineage: Eukaryota; Viridiplantae; Streptophyta; Magnoliopsida; Fabales; Fabaceae. Gene Ontology annotation, biological process: cell wall biogenesis; xyloglucan metabolic process. Gene Ontology annotation, cellular component: cell wall; apoplast.
AGCCACACUCUUAACAUGAAAAUCAACUAACUAACCUCUUCUUAUCCUCUGCCCCUACCCUGCAUUAAGAACAGAGUCCUCUGUUUAGUGUUUAAUACUACAAUGCCUUUCUUCUAUCUUCUUGUACUAUCACUACUCACAAUUUGUUCUAAUGCUCAGGGUCCACCUUCACCUGGCUACUACCCUAGUUCCAAAACUAGUCCUAUUAGCUUUGGUCAAGGAUUUAGAAACCUUUGGGGACCUCAGCAUCAGAGAGUGGACCAAACUUCACUAACAAUAUGGCUUGACUCUAACUCAGGGAGUGGAUUCAAGUCACUUCACUCAUAUAAAUCUGGAUACUUUGGUGCUGCAAUUAAGCUUCAACCUGGCUAUACUGCAGGAGUUAUUACUUCUCUCUAUCUUUCAAAUAAUCAAGACCAUCCAGGAAACCAUGAUGAAAUUGACAUUGAAUUUCUUGGAACUACACCAGGUAAACCAUAUGUGUUGCAGACAAAUGUAUAUAUAAGAGGAAGUGGAGAUGGGAACAUUAUAGGAAGAGAGAUACAGUUUCAUCUUUGGUUUGAUCCAACUCAAGAUUUUCACAACUAUGCUAUUCUAUGGAAACCCAGUGAGCUAAUAUUUUUAGUGGAUGAUGUUCCCAUAAGGAGGUAUCCUAGAAAAAGUGAUGCCACAUACCCUUCAAGACCAAUGUAUGUGUAUGGAUCAAUAUGGGAUGCAUCCUCUUGGGCAACAGAAGAUGGAAAGUACAAAGCAAAUUAUCAGUACCAACCCUUCAUUGGAAGGUACAAAAACUUCAAAUUACAAGGUUGUACUAUUCAAUCCUCUGCCUCAUGCAAACCACCCUCUACCUCUUCUUUUGGGUAUGGUAGCCUUAGUCCUCAACAAUAUGUGGCCAUGCAAUGGGUCCAAAAUAAUUACAUGGUGUAUAAUUAUUGUCAUGACCCCAGAAGAGACCACAAUCUUAUCCCUGAGUGCUAAGUAUCGUGUUUAAAGUGAUCAAUUUUUAUUUGAAGUUACAUUUGACACGCUCUGGUUAAUUGAAAUUUUACAGUUCCAUUAAAUUUAUGUGUGACUACAAAAUUUAGUGGAAUUUGUAUAAAUUUUAAUUAAUAAAAUGAAGUGUGUUAAAAAAUUUAUUAUUAGCACUUAUAUACUCUUAAUAUUUUAUGAAAGAGUUUGAUAUGAAGGGGUGGUUUUUGUGAUGGUCCUGUUUGGUAAGUGAGGCAAGAGCGGUUGAACAUCCAAGCCUUCCUAUUAUUGGAAUGCUUUUGUUGUUUUUUUGUGUUGUGUUGUGUUCUUGUUUGGGUCCUAUUAAAUAUUCUUGUUGAAUAAAUUGAUUCGGAUGAUUUCCAAAAUCUUUUAUGUGUGCGGGUGUGAAAAUAAAGAAAGGACAUGUUGUACUAUAUUCAAACUAUUUGAAAUAAAUAUCUUUAUGGAAUA